ACUCUAACCUAAAAAUUUGACGUUUCUCAUAACCAAACAUUUAAUGGUACACAAAAAUGGGUGAUAAUUUAGAUUUUAUACCUUCGAAGGCUUCAGCUUUGAAGAAAAGCGAAGUGAAUUUCGAAGCUGUUGUAUACGAGUCUUAUAAAAAGAAAAAAUCCGAAAACAGUGUGAUGAGGAAUUUAGAGAAACCUAUUACGAAUGAUAAGAAAGAUGGUGGAGAAUUGAAUAUGAGGCAUACCAAAAAUGAAAUCGUCAAACUAGCCAUGUCUGGAUUAGAUCCUGAACAGAAGGAACAAGCUAAAAUUAAUUUGCUGGUAAAAUUAGGGGCCAAACCGCCGAAAAACAAGAACAAAAAUUACAAACAGCUGCAAAUCGAAAGGAAAAAGAGCAAGGAAGAAGAAUCGAAACGGGAAUCGUUCCUUCAAUUAGGCAAAAACAAGGUUGGAAAAUCUACCGCAAAAGGGAAAAGCUUCGAUAAAAAACGCAAAAAGAACAAAGGAGAUAAUAUUUUGUCUAUUUAUGGAAAAAUACAAGUAAGUUUUAUAAUUAUAAUUGUUUAUUACAAUAAUAAGUUUCUUAUUUUUACAGAAAACCACAAAGAGUUAAGUCGAAUGAAUACUAUGAAGUAUUAUUUACACCUGAUUUAUUUUUAAUUAUAAAUAAAAAUCAAUUAAUUGUUAUAAUGUACAAGUUUAAUUACCUUUACUUACAAUAACUUAAUUAUAAAUCCACCUAAACAGCGGUACCUCUCUCCAAAUUCUGCUUUAUUUCCGCAGUAUGCUCACCAUAGAAUCUGUCCAUUUUCUUAUUAAACUUAGCAUUUCUUUCGUUAAUGUAAUCAAUAUCAGCAUCAUCAUUAUGAGUCCUUCGUCUAGAAUAUUUACUUCUCUUAGCAAUUUGAUCCUCCACACUUUUAACCAGAUUAUCAACGGCCUCGGGCCGGUCUUUGUGAAGCCCGUGCACUAUCGUAUUGGGCCCCGCGUAGAAAGCAUCUCCCAAUUUCUGUUUCUGCUCCUCGUAGCGUUCCAUAUCUUUCGGAGCCAUUGUUUUUAUCAAUCUAAAAAUGAAUUUACAAUUACAUCGAUGCAAGAAUAGAGUACACAAGUCUUGCCUGUUAUAUUGCCUCACCGAGGCCGCCUCGUAGUCGGAAAACCCCUCGUCGGGGUUCUUCUUUUUCUUCAUCCGCUCGAACCUCUCCGCUUCGAUGGCCGACACGUUCAACAGCUUAGACCUGUCGUAAUCUUUGCCGUCCUGCUGGGCCUGCUCCCGCUCCUUUUGGUCGUUCAGGAUCCACUCGGCCCUGCGCUUCCUGCUCUCCCAGUUGCUGGGCAUCUUAUUCCUAGCGUCCUCAGCCACCACCUCCUGGUGAUUGUGCGUUCGCGCCUCGUUCCUCUGCCGGUGCAACUCGCGCAAUUUCUUCAUGCGAUCCGCUUGCUUCUCCGCGAAGGAUUUAUUCGAUUCAGCGCUCGAAUCGCUCAUUUUGUAAUGAAAAAUGCGAGAAAAUACUCACUAAAACAACGUAGUGUUGAAUGUUUUUAUUUUGACAGUUU
Phyllotreta striolata is the source of this 1553-nucleotide messenger RNA. The record is from the annotation of a GenBank genome assembly. NCBI's taxonomy places the organism in Eukaryota, Metazoa, Arthropoda, Insecta, Coleoptera, Chrysomelidae.